Molecule: messenger RNA, 777 nt
Organism: Drosophila pseudoobscura
Lineage: Eukaryota; Metazoa; Arthropoda; Insecta; Diptera; Drosophilidae
Exons: 3
Coding region: 223-681 (152 amino acids)
Source: RefSeq, a predicted model, not a curated record
AUCGCUUGCGCAGUUUUGUUUUGUUCAUUCGCUCGUCGGUGGCAGAAGGGGGAAGUUGAAAACGCAGGAGCUCAGCGCCGUUAGACGACGCGAUAAAGCGUGGAAUAAGCAAAGCAAAACGGAAAGAAGCGCGGAAAACGCAACCUCAACAAACAAACAACUGUACAUUUCGCGAAGCGUCUAGAGGAAUUUUGUGUCAGCAAUCAGUUUCAGCUGCAGAAAAUGGACAAAGCAUCAUCACAGACGGAGGCGGACUUGACUGGCCUCCACUUGGGAUGCCUGCUGUGCGAGAAAUGUUUUGUCGGCAUAGAUGCGCUCCAGGAGCAUCACCUGUCCCACUUUCCUUCGGUCAGCCCAAAGCCGAUCCCCAAGACCCACACCUGUGACCUGUGUGGGCGCGCGCUGCACUCGCUGCAGGAGCUAAGGAAACACUACAAGGAAUACCACGAGGCCCUUGUUAGCACGGAGUCGCGUACGGGCGAGUUUUUCGAGUGCGAUCGUUGCGCCAAAUACUUCGUCUUAAGGGACUACCUCAACCUCCACUUGAAGCUAAAGCAUUCCGAGUGGGAGAUCAAGAAACCAAAUGAUUCAGAUCAUGUCUUACAGAAUCCCCAAAAUCUAAAUUAUCCACCGUACUCCGCUUAUAUGAACGGGACUCUGCGCACCGACUAUUACGUGUAGGAACCUACUUCUCAAGAUUGUUAUUAUGGAAUAUUAUUUGAAUUUAAAACCUCUGUUAUUGCUUAUAAACAGGCCAUAUCGGCACUGAAUGCUAAA